AUGGUUCGUACUGAACGUCACGUUUCCCCAAAACGUUCUUCAACAGGGAUGUAAUCAUUAUUGGACAAAUUCAGGUAGGUCCCUACCCGUUUUGUUCCGUUUAAGAAACGUUUUCCAACAGAAUCUGAGUAUUGAAAACGCACCAGACUUUGAGGGACGUUUGGUGGGGGUGGCGUUCAGAACAGCACUGUUUCCGUUUAAUUGACCGUUGCAGUAAAAAAACACCGUACUGAAUGCAGCCCAGAUACGUUUUGUUUUUUUACCCAGGGGUGGCCAACUGGGUAAGAAAAUGAGUAUGCAUAAUGCAAGCUAUUGAGUAGUACUUUGAAACUAAGGCCCUUUUCUGUUCCAGGGAGGAGUAUGGAGAAUGAUGAACUUUCGUCAGCGGAUGGGAUGGAUCGGCGUGGGGCUGUACCUUCUGGCUAGCGUGGCCGUCGUCUACUAUGUCUUUGAGAUCGACCAGACAUACAACCGUCUCACCCUGGAGCACGUGGAGCGGGUGGCUCAGGAGCAGCAACCUCUGGCAGGGGACAACGCGCCUACCACCGCAUCCUCUGGGCCCCCCUCCUCCUCUCCUCCUCAGCCUCGCUGCCCACCUGGACCCAGAGUCUCAAGACUCACCUGCUCCUCUUGCCCUUCUGGGUGUGGGUCACCAUCUUCCUUGUGCCCUACCUUCAGGUGUUCCUCUUCCUCUACUCGUGCACGCGAGCCGACCCCAAGACGGUUGGCUACUGCAUCCUGCCUAUAUGCCUGGCGGUGCUCUGCAACCGCCACCAGACCUUUGCCAAGGCGUCCAAUCAGAUCAGCCGGCUGCAGCUGAUUGACACCUAA
Coregonus sp. 'balchen' is the source of this 831-nucleotide messenger RNA. Lineage: Eukaryota; Metazoa; Chordata; Actinopteri; Salmoniformes; Salmonidae. The record is from the annotation of a GenBank genome assembly.